AUGCCCCGGAGGACCCAGAACCUCAACUCCAUGGCCCGUGGCCGUGUGCGGGCGUCCAUGAACAAGUACAAUCUCUUCAAUUUGUACAAAAAACCAAACGUAAACUACCAAGGAAAGACACUCUUCCAACAGAAAUGGACCGCCAAGGCCGAGACAAGAGCCUACCAUGGUGAGCAUUUGACUGAAGGGCGCUGGAAGCAGUUGUUCAAGCCAAAUCUCGAGUCUGUGGCCCAGCUUGAUGCCUCGUUGAAAGGAAUGGACGUGGCGUUGACUCCCAUGCCGUUGCAAACUUAUGCUGCUUUGGAGAAAAGAUUGGAGUUUGCCAUGUUUAGAGCUAUGUUUGCGUCUUCUGUGAGACAGGCAAGGCAAUACAUUCUCAAUGGGUAUGUCAAAGUGAAUGGGGUGAUUAUAAAACACCCUUCUUUUCCAUUGAAAAGUGGAGAUAUCUUCAGUGUGAUACCUGAAAAAGUGUUGACUGCCAUGGGAAGAACCAAACCCAGCGUUCAAAAAGCCAUAAGCGUAGACUCCACCCAGAUUGCUGCCUGGAACAAGUAUGUCAAGACCGCCAAGACGAAUCCACAAGAAACAUGGCAGCUCAAACAGGCCAAGCCCAAGUCGCUUGAUCCGUUGAUAGAACAGGAGUCUUUGACCCACAAAGAACAGGUCAAGCGGUACAAUGAGCAGAUUGAGAAAAGUAUGCUCGCCAAGCAAAAAUCCACUACUCGUGACACGAUUUUGUCUCGCAUCAUUACUCUCGGCAACCAAACGGAAGAAGUGUCUCCCAACACCUUUGAAGAAUUCGGCAAAGAAAACAAGGAAAAGUGCUACAAAGCAUACACUUUGUUGAAGGAGAACGAUCAUGCUUUGUUGAAGGACUCUUCAGUUGAAUCUGCUGCUGCUUUCAUAUCCAAAAAAGCGCCAGAUUUUGGCUCAAAAGAAGAAACUAAGCUUGCGUCGUCCAUCAAACAAGUUCUCUCUGAAGUGGUCAAAUCGCAGCAUGAGCACAUUCGUAUAUCUUCCAACGAGUCCAAGCUUCCCGAAGACAUAAAAUCCAUUCCAUUUUCUCCGCAGUUUGCUGAAAACUUGCGGUUUCAUCCACCUUUGGAAAAAGAAGCCAUUCUCGAAGACGAAUCCAAGGCUUCCAUCAACCUUCCAUGGCAACGCGGUCUCUUUGGUCGUCAAGACCCUGCAAAACCCUACUUUACUCCUUGGACACCUAGACCCUUCAUUGGGUGUUUUGCCGUAUUACCUUCACAUCUCGAAGUGUCGUUCUCCACCUGCCAUGCCGUCUACUUGAGAGACCCAGUAGCGAGACCCGGCCACUCUGAGGUUAUCAGUCCGUUCCCAGACCACGUCCACGAACGGGCGUACAUGUACUAUGCUAGAAAGGGCAUGUAA
Molecule: messenger RNA, 1398 nt
Organism: Meyerozyma guilliermondii ATCC 6260
Lineage: Eukaryota; Fungi; Ascomycota; Pichiomycetes; Serinales; Debaryomycetaceae
Product: mitochondrial 37S ribosomal protein uS4m
Exons: 1
Coding region: 1-1398 (465 amino acids)
Biological process (GO): positive regulation of translational fidelity
Cellular component (GO): mitochondrial small ribosomal subunit
Molecular function (GO): structural constituent of ribosome; rRNA binding
Source: RefSeq, a predicted model, not a curated record